AUGAGGAUCCUUACUGAAAGCCUUCAUUUCUACUUAAUCUCUUUCUUAUUCAGUGGAGCAAAUGGAUUCCUCACUCCAAGAACACCUACAGCCUAUGCCUUCCCAUUUUGUAACUACUCCUAUCUAAAUCUCUCUUCUGUAUCAGAAGCACAAGCUCCAAAAACUGCAAGAGCUCUCAACUUCUCACACAACUUGAUUGAAAAAAUAACCAAGAGAGACUUGGAAGGUUUUGACGCGCUGGAAGUUUUAGACCUCUCCUACAACCUGAUUAAGGACGUUGAAAGUGGUGCAUUGGAGAGUCUGUUCAGCCUGGUUUCUGUCAAUUUAUCAUUUAACGAUAAGAAACUUCACGUAUCAGAUCUUCCACCCUACCUGAAGCUCUUACCCACUAGCAAAGCCUCAGGGUCUUUGCAGCUUUAUAAGUAUUUUGAGAAAUCCUCAGAGGCUGCUCUGGAGCCUCUUGCAUCCGCCAAAAAGCUGCCGCAUUCCAGAGGUCGACCUCUCCUGCAAAAUGUUAAUUCGAGGCUCAGACGAAGUACAGAGAACCUUCUGCGAAAAGCAGAGAAAAAUGCGACAGUUGCUCCAAGAGCCACAUUAAGGCCUAAUUUCUGCGGAGCACCAAUAAAUGGGAAACUCGAUCUGUCAUACAGCAAACUCUCCGAGGAAGAGCUGGAAAUAAAACUGAAUCCGAAUUUCUGCCAAGCUGAGCUCGACAGUAUUCUGGAGCUUGACAUUAGUCACAGCGACCUGGAAAUGGAUCUUCUGUCUCUGUUCAUCUUGUUUUUGCCAAUGAAAAACGUGCAGUGGAUUGAUGCCAGUCACAACAAAUUAAAAAUUAACGAUCAAGAUGUUGAGGCGAUCUGUAAAUUCCCAUUCAGCAUGUUUUUCUUUUUAAAUAUUAGCAACAAUCCCAUAAACAGCUUGGAUAAUCUGUGCCUCCCUUCAACCAUCAGGGUAAUUGAUUUGUCCUUCACCAAUAUAAGCCAAAUACCCCAAAAUUUUGCUAGGAAGUUGUUUAACUUGGAAAACAUGUACGUUCAAGGAAACCACUUCAUAUACACAGCACGUCCUGAAGCAUCUCAGAACCUUUCCUCUGGAGCUGUAACAAUUAAUGCCAUUUCACUUGUGAGGAAUGAGGCUGGCACACCCAUUGAAAGUCUUCCAAGGAAAGUGAAACACCUGAAGAUGUCCAACUGCUCUAUCGUGGAACUGCCGGAGUGGUUUGCUGACACAAUGGAAGAAUUGCUAUUUUUGGAUCUCAGCAGCAACCCAAUUUCUGUGCUUCCUCACUUGCCUACCACCCUGCAGCAUCUCGACAUAAGCAACAGCGACAUUAAGACGAUACCCCCUAGUUUUAAGUCCAUCUCCAACUUAACAAUAUUUAAUAUUCAGAAUAAUAAAAUUACAGAUAUGCAUCCCGAGUAUUUCCCAUUGACUUUAACAAAAUGUGAUAUUAGUAAAAACAAGUUGAACAUGUUGUCAUUAACUGAUGUCCUGGAGAAACUCGAGUAUCUUAAUAUUUCUGGAAACAUGAUCACCAGACUGGAACCCACCAGCAACCUUUCUGCACUUACUAACCUGGAUGGUAGUCACAAUCAAAUUUCAGAACUCCCUGAUUACUUUGGGAAAUCUCUUUCAACACUGAAAUAUUUUAAUUUGUCAGGGAAUAAGAUCUCCUUUCUGCAGCGUGGCUCUCUCCCAGCUUCUCUGAUUGAGUUAGACAUUAGCGACAAUGCUAUUUCCACCAUUGUGGAGGACACUUUUGGCCAGUUAACAAGCCUGCGCGUUUUGACCCUUCAAGGGAAACAUUUUUUUUGUAACUGUGACUUGUACUGGUUCGUGAAUGUCUACACCCGCAACCCCCACUUGCAGAUAAACGGCAAAGGAAAUCUCAAGUGCAGCUUUCCACCACACAGGCGGGGCUCCUUGGUGGAAAGCAGUAACCUCACACUUCUGCACUGCUCCCUGGGCAUCCAGAUGGCCAUCACCGCUUGCAUCGCCAUCCUGGUUGCUCUGGCGUUGGCAGGCUUAUGCUGGCGGUUUGACGGGCUGUGGUACGUGAGGAUGGGUUGGUACUGGUGUAUGGCGAAGAGGAAGCAGUACGAGAAGAGGCCAGAAAACAAGCCCUUUGACGCCUUCAUUUCGUACAGCGAGCACGACGCAAACUGGACGAAAGAGAAUCUACUGCAGAAGCUGGAGAUGGAAGGAUUCAAGAUAUGUUACCACGAGAGGGAUUUCAAACCAGGGCAUCCCGUACUUGGUAACAUUUUUUACUGCAUAGAGAACAGCCAUAAAGUCCUUUUUGUUCUCUCUCCCAGUUUUGUGAACAGCUGCUGGUGUCAGUAUGAGCUGUAUUUUGCCGAACAUCGGGUCCUGAACGAAAACCAGGAUUCCCUCAUCAUGAUUGUGCUGGAAGACCUCCCACCUGACAGCGUCCCACAGAAGUUCAGCAAACUCAGAAAACUGCUCAAAAGGAAAACCUACUUAAAGUGGAGCCCGGAGGAACACAAACAGAAAAUGUUCUGGCGUCAGCUAGCAGCUGUCUUAAAAACAACCAACGAACCUCUUGUGAAAGCAGAAAAUGGAGCUGCUCAGGAUAUGUAUGAGAUGAAAUGAGAUACAGGAAUGCGUAAAGGUUGUGCUGCAAAGUCUGCUGUCAAAUAAAA
This is a messenger RNA of Apaloderma vittatum (bar-tailed trogon), 2666 nucleotides long. Its product is annotated as toll-like receptor 2. Gene Ontology annotation, molecular function: transmembrane signaling receptor activity; triacyl lipopeptide binding; protein binding. The record is from RefSeq and is a predicted model, not a curated record. Gene Ontology annotation, cellular component: membrane. The coding region runs from base 1 to 2616 and encodes 871 amino acids. The transcript has a single exon. NCBI's taxonomy places the organism in Eukaryota, Metazoa, Chordata, Aves, Trogoniformes, Trogonidae. Gene Ontology annotation, biological process: toll-like receptor signaling pathway; inflammatory response; immune response.